GUCUGUUGAAUCUUCAUUUUGUAAUUUGACCAAAAUGGGGAGAAGACCGGCAAGAUGCUAUCGUUACUGCAAGAACAAGCCCUACCCUAAGUCAAGAUUUUGUCGUGGUGUUCCAGAUCCUAAGAUUCGCAUUUUUGAUUUGGGAAAGAAAAAAACUGAUGUUGAUGAAUUUCCAAAAUGUGUCAAUCUUGUUUCUGAUGAAUAUGAGCAGCUUUCAUCAGAAGGUCUUGAGGCUGCAAGAAUCUGUGCUAACAAGUAUAUGAUUAAAGUUGCCGGUAAAGAUGCUUUUCACAUUCGAAUGCGUGUUCAUCCAUAUCACAUUGUUCGAAUCAAUAAGAUGUUGUCAUGUGCCGGGGCUGAUAGGCUCCAAACUGGAAUGAGAGGUGCUUUUGGUAAACCACAAGGAACUGUAGCUCGUGUACAUAUUGGACAACCUUUAAUCUCUAUUCGUUGUAAAGAUGCUCAUGAGGCAGUUGCCAUUGAAGCUUUAAGAAGAGCCAAGUUCAAGUUCCCUGGUCGUCAAAAGAUAUUUGUGUCUAAAAAAUGGGGUUUUACAAAAUGGGACAGAAGUGAAUAUGAGGAGAGACGCAGAAAUGGAUCUAUUAAACCUGAUGGAACGAAUGUUCAAUAUUUUCCAGACAAGGGACCUUUAAGUCGAUGGAAGCACAUGCAACAGCAAUCUUAAUGGCGAAAUAUAUCAUGUUAACAAA
Hydra vulgaris (swiftwater hydra) is the source of this 710-nucleotide messenger RNA. Its product is annotated as 60S ribosomal protein L10-like. Gene Ontology annotation, cellular component: cytosolic large ribosomal subunit; ribosome. Lineage: Eukaryota; Metazoa; Cnidaria; Hydrozoa; Anthoathecata; Hydridae. The record is from RefSeq and is a predicted model, not a curated record. Gene Ontology annotation, biological process: translation; ribosomal large subunit assembly. Gene Ontology annotation, molecular function: structural constituent of ribosome.